CAGGCUUGGUUGGCUGGGCUUAUUAGGAGGGGUAGGUGACGCGUGCCCCUGAGGACCGGCUGAGCUGCUUGCUUGGGCCCGCUCAGGAUGAGGAUGCGCUGGGCGACCCCUCGCCGUGCGGCGAAGCUCCUUGUGCUGCUCCUCCCGUGCUUCGGGCUGGUGGAGCCCUCUGGCCGCGCAGGUAAUGAUUCAUUCACCAUCGUCAAUGGAAACACAGGCAAGUGCAUCAAGCCACUGAACAACUGGAUAGUAGCCGUGGACUGUGACCAAACCAAGGACAUGUUUUGGAAAUGGGUGUCCCAGCAUCGGCUCUUCCAUUUGCAGUCCCAGAAGUGCCUCGGCCUUGAUAUCACCAAAUCCACAGAUUCCUUGAGAAUGUUCAGCUGUGACUCGAACGUCAUGCUGUGGUGGAAGUGUGAGCACCAGUCUCUGUAUGGGGCUGCCCAGUUCAGGUUGGCUCUGAAGGAUGGACAUGCCAUAGCAAGCACAAAUUCAUCUGACGUCUGGAUGAAAGGAGGCUCGGGGGAAAACCUCUGUGACCAACCUUACCAUGAGAUCUAUACUAGAGGUGGGAACUCCUAUGGGAGACCUUGUGAAUUUCCAUUCUUAGUGAAUGGGACCUGGCAUCAUGAGUGCGUUCGUGGUGGAGAUCACAGUGGGCCAUGGUGUGCAACCACCUUAAAUUAUGAGUAUGAUCAAAAGUGGGGCAUCUGCUUACAACCAGAAAAUGGCUGUGAAGAUAAUUGGGAAAAAGACGAGCAGAUUGGAGGUUGCUACCAAUUUAAUACUCAGGCAGCUCUUUCUUGGAAAGAAGCUUAUGUUUCAUGUCAAAAUCAAGGAGCUGACUUACUGAGCAUCCACAGUGCUGCUGAGUUAACUUAUCUUAAAGAAAAAGAAGGCAUUGCCAGAAUUUUCUGGAUUGGUUUAAAUCAGCUGUAUUCUGCUAGAGGCUGGGAGUGGUCAGACCACAAGCCGUUAAACUUUCUCAGCUGGGAACCAGGUAUGCGGAGCACACCUACAAUCGGCGGAUCGAGCUGUGCAAGAAUGAAUGCUGACUCAGGUCUGUGGCAGGGCUUUUCCUGUGAGGCCCAGCUGCCCUACGUCUGCAAGAAAUCGCUAAAUCAUACAGCGCAGUUGACAGAUGUUUGGACAUACUCCGAUACCCGCUGUGAUGCAGCAGACUGGCUGCCAAAUGAUGGAUUUUGCUAUCUGCUGGUAAAUGAAAGUGAUUCCUGGGGGAAGGCACAUAUGAAAUGCAAAACUUUCAGCAGUGACCUCAUCAGCAUUCAUUCUUUAGCAGAUGUGGAGGUGGUUGUCACAAAACUCCAUAAUGGGGAUGCCAAAGAAGAAAUAUGGACAGGCCUCAGGAACAUAAAUACACCGACUCUAUUUCAGUGGUCAGAUGGUACUGAAGUUACUCUAACUUACUGGGAUGAGAAUGAGCCAGAUGUUCCCUACAAUAAGACUCCCAACUGCGUUUCCUAUUCAGGAAAGCUAGGUCAGUGGAAGGUCCAAUCAUGUGAAGAGAAACUUAAAUAUGUAUGUAAGAAAAAGGGACAAAAAUUGAAUGAUACAAGAUCUGAUAAGAUGUGUCCUCCAGAUGAGGACUGGAAAAGACAUGGAGAAACCUGUUACAAGAUUUACAAGGAUGAGGUCCCUUUUGGAACCAACUGCAAUCUGACUAUAACUAGCAGAUUUGAGCAAGAAUACCUGAAUGAUAUGAUUAAAAAGUAUACUAAGUCUCCAGGCAAAUACUUCUGGACUGGCCUGAGAGAUACAGAUGCAAGUGGAGAAUAUAGCUGGGCAAGUGUUGGUGGAGUAAAGCGGGCUGUUACCUUUUCCAACUGGAAUUAUCUUGAGCCAGCUUCUCCAGGAGGGUGUGUGGCCAUGGCUACUGGAAAGUCUCUUGGAAAGUGGGAGGUAAAAGACUGCAGAAGCUUCAGAGCACUUUCAAUUUGCAAAAAAAUAAGUGAGCCUCCUAAGCCUGAAAAAGCAGCCCCCAAGCCUGAAGACCCCUGUCCUGAAGGCUGGCAUAGUUUCCCCUCAGGUCUUUCUUGUUAUAAGCUAUUUCACGUAGAAAGAAUUGUAAGAAAGAGGAACUGGGAAGAAGCCGAGAGAUUCUGUCAAGCACUUGGAGGACACCUUCCUAGCUUCAGUCAUAUGAAUGAAAUAAAGGAAUUUCUUCACUUUUUAAUGGACCAGUUCAGUAACCAGCGUUGGCUGUGGAUAGGUUUGAAUAAAAGGAGCCCUGAUCUACAAGGAUCCUGGCAAUGGAGUGAUCAUACACCAGUGUCCACUAUUAUCAUGGCAAAUGAGUUUCAGCAGGACUAUGAUAUCAGAGACUGUGCUGCUGUCAAGGUGGUUCAUAGGGCAUGGCGAAGAAGCUGGUAUUUCUAUGAUGACAGAGAAUUUAUUUAUUUAAGGCCUUUUGCUUGUGAUACAAAACUUGAAUGGAUAUGCCAGAUUCCAAAAGGUCGUACUCCAAAAAUACCAGACUGGUACAAUCCAGAGCGUGCUGGAAUUCAUGGACCUCCAGUUGUCAUAGAAGGGAGUGAAUAUUGGUUUGUUGCUGAUCCCCACUUAAACUAUGAAGAAGCCGUCCUGUACUGUGCUAGCAAUCACAGCUCUCUGGCUACUUUAACAUCUUUUGCAGGACUAAAAGCCAUCAAAAACAAAAUAGCAAAUAUAUCUGGUGAUGAGCAGAAGUGGUGGAUGAGAACUGCUGAGCAGCCAAUAGAUCCUUUUAUAUACUCACGACAUCCAUGGCGUCAUUUUCCUAUAACACUUGGGGAGGAAUGCUUGUACAUGUCUGCCAAGUCUUGGUUUAGCGACUUAAAUAAACCAGCAGACUGUAGUAUCAAGUUGCCCUUCAUCUGUGAAAAAUAUAAUGUAUCUUCAUUAGAGAAAUAUAGCCCAGAUCCUGCAGCUAAAAUACAGUGCUCUGGGGAUUGGAUUACUUUUCAGAAUAAGUGUUUUCUAAAGGUCAAACCCAAGUCUGUCACCUUUUCUGAAGCCAGUGAUAUUUGUCACACCUAUGGUGGCACCCUUCCUUCAGUGUUGAGCCAGCGAGAACAAGAUUUUAUUACAUCCUUGUUUCCGGAUAUGGAAGCCACUUUUUGGAUUGGUUUGCGCUGGACUGCCUAUGAAAAGAUAAACAAAUGGAUGGAUAACAGAGAGCUGACAUACAGUAACUUUCACCCAUUAUUGAUUGGUCGAAGGCUAAGAAUACCAAUAAGUAUUUUUGAUGAAGAGUCAUCCUACCACUGUGCUGUCAUGCUCAACCUCCAAAGGUCACCUUUUACAGGGACAUGGAAUUUUACUUCCUGCAGUGAGCACCAUACUGUGUCUCUCUGUCAGAAAUAUUCAGAAAUUGAAGGCAGACAGACCUUGCAGAAUAGUUCAGAAACUAUAAAGUAUCAAAAUAAUUUGUACAAAAUCAUCCUGAAGACUCUGACUUGGUCCGAUGCUCUAAGGGAGUGUCAGAAGGAAAACAUGCACCUGGUGAGCAUCACGGACCCUUACCAGCAGGCGUUCCUGACCGUGCAGGCGGUACUUCGGAACUCUUCUUUAUGGAUUGGACUGUCCAGUCAUGACGAUGAACUCAACUUUGGUUGGUCAGAUGGGAAACAUCUUCAGUUUAAUCGCUGGGCUGAAAAUAAUGAGCAACUUGAAGACUGUGUAGUAUUGGACACUGAUGGAUUCUGGAAAACAUCUGAUUGUGAUGAUGAUCAGCCAGGCGCUAUUUGCUAUUAUUCAGGAAAUGAGACUGAAAAAGAGGUCAAACCAUUUGACAGUGUUCAGUGUCCAUCUCCUGUUCUUAAUACUCCCUGGAUACCAUUUCAGAACUCCUGCUACAAUUUCAUGAUAACAAAGAAUAGAUACAUAGUAACAGCACCAGAUGAAGUUCAUUCUAAAUGUCAGGCGCUGAAUCCAAAAUCACGGAUUCUGAGUAUUCGAGAUGAAAAAGAGAAUAACUUUGUUCUUGAGCAACUGCUGCACUACAAUUAUAUGGCUUCCUGGGUCAUGUUGGGUAUAAUUUAUGAAAAUAAUUCUCUUAUGUGGUCUGAUAAGACCAUGCUGUCAUAUACACACUGGAGAUCAGGAAGACCAGCUAUAAAAAAUGGAAAAUUUUUUGCUGGCUUGAAUACAGAUGGCUUCUGGGAUAUUCACACCUUUAAUGUUGUUGAAGACGUGCUUUACUUUCACCAGCACAGCAUUCUUGCUUGCAAAAUUGAAAUGGUUGACUACAAGGAAGAAUAUAAUACUACUCUGCCACAGUUUAUUCCAUAUGAAGAUGGCAUUUAUAAUGUUAUUCAAAAAAAGGUAACAUGGUAUGAAGCAUUAAAUACGUGUUCUCAAAGUGGAGGUCAGUUGGCAAGUGUUCAUGACCAAAAUGGCCAGCUUUUUCUGGAAGAUAUCGUAAAGCGUGACGGAUUUCCACUGUGGGUUGGACUCUCAAGUCAUGAUGGACGUGAAUCAAGCUUUGAAUGGUCUGAUGGCAGUACAUUUGACUAUAUCCCAUGGAAAGAUAAAAAAUCUGCUGGAAAUUGUGUUGUCUUGGAUCCAAAAGGAAUUUGGAAGCAUGAAAAAUGCAACUCGGUUAUGGAUGGGGCUAUUUGUUAUAAACCUACAAAAUCUAAAGAGGUGUCCUCUCGUACAUACUCGUCAAGAUGUCCAGCAGUAAAAGGGAGUGAGUCACAGUGGAUCCAGUACAGGGACCACUGUUACACAUCUGACCAGGCAUUGCACAGUUUCCUAGAAGCCAGGUGGUUUUGUCCAGAACUUGCUCAUUCUGCGACUCUCGUUACCAUAGAGGAUGAAGAUGAGAAUAAAUUUGUGAGCAGACUGAUAAGGGAAAAUAAUAAUAUUACCAUGAGAGUUUGGCUUGGAUUAUUUCAACUUUCUGCUGAUCAAUCUUGGAAUUGGUUAGAUGGAUCAAAAGUGACAUUUGCCAAAUGGGCAAAUAAAAUGAAGAGUGGUGGUGGACAAUGUAGCAUUUUGUUAGCUUCAAAUGAGACUUGGAUAAAAGUUGAAUGUUCACGUGGCUAUGGAAGAGUUGUCUGCAAAGUUCCCUUGGACUGCCCUUCUUCCACCUGGGUUCAGUUCCAAGACAGUUGUUAUAUUUUUCUUCAAGAAGCCAUCAAAGCAGAAAGCAUAGAGGAUGUCAGAAAUCAGUGUACUGACCAUGGAGCAGACAUGAUAAGCAUACAUAAUGAAGAAGAAAAUGCUUUUAUACUGGAUAUUUUGAAAAAGCAAUGGAAAGGUCCAGAUGAGAUCCUAUUAGGCAUGUUUUUUGACACAGAUGAUGCCAGUUUCAAGUGGUUUGAUAAAUCAAAUAUGACAUUUAAUAAGUGGUCAAACCAAGAAGAUGGCGAGGAUCUAGUUGACACCUGUGCGUUUUUGCACACCAAGACAGGUGAAUGGAAAAAAGGAAACUGUGAAGUUUCUUCUGUGGAGGGAACCCUUUGUAAAGCAGCUAUCCCAUAUGAAAAGAAAUAUUUAUCAGAUAACCACAUUUUAGUAUCAGCUUUGGUGAUUGCUAGCACAGUAAUUUUGACAGUCUUGGGAGCAAUCAUUUGGUUCCUGUACAGAAGAAAUCUGGAUUCUGGUUUCACCACAGUCUUUUCAACUGCACCCCAGUCACCUUAUGAUGACGACUGUGUUUUGGUAGUUGCAGAGGAAAACGAAUAUGCUGUUCAAUUUGACUAAAAUUUUGGAAAUCUCAUAUUAAGACAUCUAAUACCUUGAACUGUGAUUCCUGUGCAAGAUUUAAUAUAAAACCUGGCAAUGAAAAUUAGUUUUUAUAUUACCCUAUUCUAGUAACAUUCAUUGAUUGUCAUGUAAUCACUGAUUGUGACAAAAUUUUUAGGAUCAUUAUAAGAACAAAGUUUUGAAGAAAGGAAAAAUAUUAGAUAUAAUUUAGUGGUUUUAACCACCUCCCCAAAUACACCUUUCAUUUGAAUGAAGGAAAGCUUAAAGCCCAAGUAGUAAAGCAGGUAAAAAUAAAAACCCAGUCUGCGUGUCUUGUGCCUCCUCUAUCUUCCUUCCCACUUAGUUGAAUGACCUUAGUUUAUAGCUGGAUUAAAAAUAAAAUAAAAAAUAUGAAAAAAAGAUUCUACUUACCACUAUAAUUUUAGCAACCACUGCUAGGUCUUUAGCAAUUUCUAUGACCGUUUAUCAAUAAGAUAUGAAGAAAAAACCUGAUCUUAAAAUAGAUCCUCUACAUUUAGAUAAUACUUAUGACAGUUACUCUGAUAAAUCCAAUACUACUUCUGUCUUCCUUCAUGAUUCAUAUGUAGAAACUGUACAGAUUUUAACAUCCCAUAUGCCACAUAACUAUACAGUUUCAGUACUUUCAGAACACUGUUUUGGACCACAAAUAGUAUUUAGCACUGAUCACAACUAGUCAGAAUUUCAGUAAAGUUUAAUAAAUUUUCUGAAACAAAAAAAAUUACAGCCAUACCAGGAAGGUGUGGAGGAAGUUGACAAUGUUGGUGUAACUGUUGGAUCAUAGUGCCCGUGCCCUUCAAGGAUUUUUCUCCUGCCACUUUACCUGCUCCUAUAUAAGACGUCUCAUGCUCCUCAAACCUCAAUGAACUUUAUCAGUGAUAUGAAAACUGUAAGCAAAAGCUGCAAAGAAAAGCUACAUACUACUGUAGUGAUGAUGCUCAGUUUUCAGUAGAUGUACAUUUUCAGGCAAUGGUGAAAAUUGUUUUAGGGGUAAAAAAUGAAAAUGAAAAAAAAUUUAAAAUGGAAAAAAUCCUUAUCCUGAGAGGAUUUCUUUAGCAACUUGUACAACUUAAAAACAGUAUUAGAAAAGAUAAGACUUCACAUGAAAUUGUAUUUACGAUACUUGGAAACUUGAAAACUCAAAGAAAGUAAUCCCUCUACUGUAAAUCAUACCCCACUACGUCAUCUUAUGGGAAUAGUUUUCUUAUGGAGAGAGCGAGCCAUCUUUCAAGCUUGACCAAUGGCAACAAAGUCCUAGCUUGCGCCAUCUCUAUUGGUCACUAUGAAUCAGAAAUAUCCCUCAUCACAAUUAGUGGCAGUUUUGUUAAUGAGACAUGACAUGAAUAACAAAGUGAUGACUGUGGUUAUGUGACAGUAAAAGAACAAAUUUUAUACUGGGUGUCAUCACAUAAAUACACUCUGAAAAGCUUUAAGAUUUUGUGUAUUGACUGAGAUGUCUACUACUGAUUGGCUGUUAGUAGUGCUACCAGUCGUGAACAUUAGACCAGAAUUCCUUCCUGCUUUCCCAAGUUCUACCAAUCCUCUUAAGAACUAAGACUGACUUGUUCCUUAAAACUUUCUCUAGUUGUCACAGAUCUCUACAAUAUCCAAUACAGUAGCCACUAGCCACAUGUGGCUAUUUAAAUAAAUUGAAGUUCAGUUCCUCAACUGAAGCCAUUAUUUCAAAUGCUCAAAUCACAUGCAGUUAGUAGCUACUAUUUUGGACAAUACAAAUUAUAUACUAUUUCUAUUACAAUAGGAGGUUUUAUUGGACAGUGCUGUUCUAGAGUCUCCACUUCCAUACAACUGUUUUCUUCAGUUCAUUUCCAUCACUUCUACAUAAUGGUAGUAGCUCUCCCAAAAUGGCUGUUUUAAACCGAUUUGAUUUUCCAUGUUUGAUUUCAUUUUCAAACAAGUCCUUAAAGGCCCCUGGGAACACAGUACUAAAUCUUAAUUUUCUUUAUGUAUGUGAACACUUGGAAUAGGCUUUUAUCUAUUUGGUGGUCAACAGAUAACUGGCUCAUUCAAGUCUGUAUUUAGUUUUAAUAUUAACAAUAACACAAGCAUGUCUGUUUACAUUCAGAAUGUAUAAACUUCUUUUCUUCAAACAUCUUGACAGCGUAUGUUUGGCAGCUAUUACUACUAUCAUUGCUUUUAGCUACCAUUACUUUUAACUACAUUUUUCUCAGGAUUUUGCAUCCUUAAAAUUCUUAGGAAUUUGAGUAAGUGUAUGGUCUCUUGUUUAGAAUUUAAAAGCGAUAACCAAUGAAAGAUACUUCUUACUCCCUCUAAUCCACAUUUACAGGGUAUGAGAAGCUAACAGAAUACUGAAAUACUAAGUGGUACUAAGGAAUUACAAGAAUUCUAUAAAGCUCAAGCCAUUGUGUACCUGUCAUUUAAUUAAUAUAACAAACCUAUAAAUAAACUGCACACCAAUGGAA
Molecule: messenger RNA, 8171 nt
Organism: Vicugna pacos (alpaca)
Lineage: Eukaryota; Metazoa; Chordata; Mammalia; Artiodactyla; Camelidae
Product: CD302 antigen
Source: RefSeq, a predicted model, not a curated record